AUGCCGGCUUUGGUACCAACCCUAGCCACAACCAAAUCGUCCUCAGCAAUUUGGCCCCACCGCAGUGGAGGCAACUUGUCUCGCUCUAAAAGUUAUGCAACUAUACUGAGGGAUUUGGCAGUGCUUGACAGUGGCUUGAUUAAUGGUGUUAGUAUGGGACACUUGAAUGAGUCGAGAGCCGUUCACUCUGUGGUGCGAUGA
Sclerotinia sclerotiorum 1980 UF-70 is the source of this 201-nucleotide messenger RNA. RefSeq lists its product with no specific name. The transcript has 2 exons. Lineage: Eukaryota; Fungi; Ascomycota; Leotiomycetes; Helotiales; Sclerotiniaceae. The coding region runs from base 1 to 201 and encodes 66 amino acids. The record is from RefSeq and is a predicted model, not a curated record.